Molecule: messenger RNA, 1764 nt
Organism: Emiliania huxleyi CCMP1516
Lineage: Eukaryota; Haptophyta; Isochrysidales; Noelaerhabdaceae
Exons: 1
Coding region: 1-1764 (587 amino acids)
Biological process (GO): cell wall pectin biosynthetic process
Cellular component (GO): Golgi apparatus
Molecular function (GO): arabinosyltransferase activity
Source: RefSeq, a predicted model, not a curated record
AUGGGACGGCGUACCUUCGAGCUCGUCCUCGCCUUUGCUCUGGGCGCUUGCGUCACCCAGCUUGUCGGCUUCUUCCGUGCGACGGGUGGCGGCAAAAUGCUGUCUGCUGCAAAGGUCCGCUUGCCGAGUGCUCAGGAUGCUGCUCUACCGAGUGCUGCCUCCGUGCUGGCUGUCUGCGACGCUGCCCGCCGCCACUCGGACGGGGCCCUCAUCGCGUGCAUCGCCGACCACAACUCUCUCCACAUGGCUCUGAGUUGGGUCGCUGCGGUGCGCGCGCUGAACCGGUCGUUUGCGGUGUUUGCCGUCGAUUCCGAGAUCCGCGCCGAGCUGGUCCGCCGCGGCGUGCCGACCAUCGGCGGCGAGGGCGUGCCGCCAGCCGACAUGCGGAUGACGUGGGUGAAGACCAAGGCGGGCGGGCUCGCGCCGAACGAGCGCUUCGCCAAGCUUGGGGGCCUGCGCUCGCACGUGAUGAUCGCCCUGCUGCGCGCAGGGUGCGAGCACCUACUCUUCACCGAUGCCGACGUCCUCUUCAGCGGGGACCCGGUCCCGUUCGUGCUCCGCUUCUCGGACGAGGCGGUCCGCCCGGGCCCCGUCCUCGUCUCCUCCGACUUUUUGAACACGAACAUGAGCGCCCGGGCGGACGGCCAGCUCGAGGACCCGCAGGUCUCCGCGGUCUACUACGCCGCGUGGAACGUCGGCCUGCUGUAUUGGCACCGCUCCGCGCUGCCGGCGCUCGAGGCGUGGCACAAGCUCGUCGUCGACACUCCCGAGCAGUGGGAGCAGGCGCUGAUCCGGACGGCGCUCGAAGACAAGCCCCGCAGGACUGUGCGGCCCGCGCUGGCGAGCCGCCGCCUCUUCACGGGCUUCAACGGCACCACGUCGAUCGGCGUCCUCCCCGUCGACCGCUUCUGCAACGGCCACACGUACUUCGUGCAGCGCCUGCCCCAGCGGCACCGCCACGAGCCGAUCGCCGUCCACCCCACCUUCCUGCCCACCCCGGGAGCCUCCAAGAUGCACCGGCUGCGCGAGGCGACGCUCGUCGACGACCCGCCCGAGUACUACUCCCCUCCGCAGGGCGUGCUGGCGUACACGCCCCGCGUGCGCCUCGACCUCGCGCGGCCGUCGGGCGUGAUGGGCGUCGAGGCCCACAUGGCGAUGGUGCACGAGCAGCUGUCGCAGCUGCGCUCCGCCUGGGUGCUCGCGCAGAAGCUCGGCCGCGUCCUCGUCCUGCCCACGCUCACGUGCGGGCUCGACCGGCUCUGGUGGGAGAUCAACGGCACGAUCCCGGGGACGGACACCCCCCUCCCGAUCUCGCCCUGCCCGGCCGACCUCGUCCUCGACCUCGAGGUGCUCAUGCGGAAUCACGGCCGCGACGGGCGGCUGGUCGCCGUGCGCGAGUACUCCUUCCUGCAGAACCCGCGCCUGCCGGCCGAGCUGCGCACGCCCAUCACUCUGCCUCGCCCUCCGAGCAGCCUGGACGAGGCGAGCCUGCUGCCGCUCCGCGCACAGCUCGCCGCGCGGCCGGCCGCACCGCUCCUCUUCGGCGAAAUGCCGCCCGACUUGUACGAGAAGCUGCCGCCGAGCGAGCGGCAGCAGACCGAGCGCACUCUCCUCGUGUGGGCCGCCUUCUGGUGCUGCACAAAGCGGCAGAACCCAAAGGUGCGCGGCGCCGUCUGGUACGAUAUUUUCUGGGACCAGCCGGGCCACGUGGACAGGCACGGGCGGGUGUGGAAUGAGAGCUGGCGGGUCAUCCUCGGCCCGUGA